AUGGCGAGUGCUCCGAUCGGAAGGAGUGAGCACGUGGCGAGCCUCGUCGAGUCUCAGCAGCCCAUCGUCGAUCGGCAGUCGAGCUCAGCUGGCGGCAAUUUGUUUGUACUAAACAGUCGAGACAGAAACAGGUUGAGCGAAGCAUCGACGAGGGCGUGUGGCACACAGCUAGCAGUCACAUCAGACUCGGAGAGCGACAGCAUCAGGACCCGUAGUACCAGCAAAGCACAAGUGAAUCCUGCUACUGCAUCAAAGUCUGAGAACAGCAAGGACGGUAAGAGUGAAGCGUCAACGAAAGCGGAAAUAGAUUCGGAUGACAGCGACGCACCCGGGGAUCACAUCAAUGUUCAGGUUGGAGACUGUGUGAUGCUGGAUUCAGGGAAUCCGGACGAUUCGUAUGUCGCACUAGUGAGCUCAGUCCAGUUCUCACAGCGACGCAGCCGCUGCGUUUCCAGCUUUAUGGCCCAGUGGUACUAUAAACCCUACGAUGUGAAGGAGGAAGUCAAAGCUUUGAUCAAAGGUGGUGUCCUGGAAAACGAGGUGUUUCUAUCGCCGCAUAAGGACAGCAAUUCUAUCGACGCUGUGAUGGAGGUGUGCCAGGUCGUGUCUCCCGAGGAGUACGCCGAUAUCCAAGAUGAGAUCAAGCGUGGGUUUCGUGAAAGAGGCAAAACAUACUUUGUGUGCCGCUACAAGUACUAUCCGAACCGAAACAACAUCAAAAAGGCGCUGGAAGCUGUUGAGAAUGGGGCUAUUCGAAACGGAUUGGGCCGCCUCAAGCCCAACGUGGGUUCCGACUAUCAAGCUAUCAUCCCAAAAUGUGUUGAGGCAGCUUCGCAUGUCAGUUGUUCGGAUGAUUCCAUCGUUUUGCGGAAGAAACGUGAAGAAAGCACGUUGCGGCCACGACAACUGUGGUCACCUUUUGCUGCCGAAGUGCAGGGCCAAAUAUACGUGCAGUUUCGAAAUCUUGUCGACACGCUCAAAUUCGCGGUCGGAAACAUCGUGAAAACGUACCGGAUAGAUUCGAAGCCAAUGGGACACAAGCGCGGAAUUGUGUUGCAGUAUUCUCUGUCAAAUUCGAUUCAAAUUUGUGCAUCGACUGGACAGGUGCUCACGGUCUUGAAGAGCGAGCUAUGCUCACCGCUCACGGAAGACUUGGCAAUGCAGGAAUUGUACUUGGCACGAUUCAAUUUAACACUAGCGGCUUACGGCUGCUCCAAGACAAUACUUUGUGCGCAGCGCAAGGAGAGGGUGGCUUUUCGAUACGAAGUGGAGUUAAAUGCAAAAGCAAGAGCCGCAGUUGCAACAGAAUGCGGAGAUAGUUUAAACGAAGGGGAUAGUCGAAAGCGCAAGAAGUAA
Molecule: messenger RNA, 1356 nt
Organism: Hyaloperonospora brassicae
Lineage: Eukaryota; Oomycota; Peronosporomycetes; Peronosporales; Peronosporaceae
Source: the annotation of a GenBank genome assembly